Funneliformis geosporum is the source of this 365-nucleotide messenger RNA. Lineage: Eukaryota; Fungi; Glomeromycota; Glomeromycetes; Glomerales; Glomeraceae. The record is from the annotation of a GenBank genome assembly.
AUGGAAUCAAGCGAUAGAACAACUUUUCAAAAACAACGUGAUAACCUAAUAAAUGACAUUGUCGCGGUAAUGGAACAAGUGAUCAACAAUAUGGCCAUACUUAACAAGAACCUUGAGAGUAUAGUUGCAGUUGGGAAAGAUUUUGAAAACGUCGCUACACCUUGGAAAAAUUUUCAUGACGCUAUAAUUGCUGGCGCUUUGGACGCUGAUCUAAAAGAUGAUAUUCCUACCGCAGUUGAAGCUGAAACUUUUCCUUAUGAUGAAAAUGAAGCUUUAAAUACUGAUGUUAGUUUUGAAGAUAAUCUAAUAUCAGAAGAGGGAAAUGCAGCAACGGAUGGGGAUCAUCGGUUCGUUCCACAUCAUAU